UUAGUAUGAAAUAAUAAUAAUUAAAAUAUUCGAGUUGUGAAGAAUAGGACUUUUCCGCGCUAAAAUGGGCAUUACGGGCCUUAUCAAAUUUCUGGGGAAAGCUUCAUCUGAUAUACAUUUAAAGGAUAUACGGGGCAGCACCGUGGUGGUGGAUACGUAUUGUUUGUUGCACAAAGGCGCUUUCGGCUGUGCUGAAAAGUUGGCGAGAGGUGAAGACACCGACCAAUAUAUGCAAUAUUGUAUGAAAUAUGUAGAGCUGCUGUUAAGUUAUGAUAUCAAACCGAUUUUGGUAUUCGAUGGCAGACACUUGCCUGCGAAAGAACUGACUGAACGACGGCGACGGGAAAGCCGAAAGCAAUCACGCGAAAUGGCUUCAGCAUUGCUACGUGCUGGAGACAAGGAAGGUGCACGUUCACAUAUGCGCCGAUGUGUUGAUAUAACACAUGAAAUGGCUUUGCGUGUAAUACGUGAAUGUCGGCUGCGAAAUGUCGAUUGCAUAGUGGCACCAUAUGAAGCGGAUGCACAAAUGGCCUGGUUAAAUAAGGUCGGUGUGGCACAAUAUGUUAUAACCGAAGAUUCCGAUUUGACAUUAUUUGGCGCAAAUAAAAUAAUAUUCAAGCUGGACUUGAAUGGCACUGGAUCACUCGUAGAAGCAGACAAAUUUUAUUUGGCAAUGGGGUGUAAAAGGGAGAACUACAAUUUUGAGAAAUUUAGGCGCAUGUGCAUACUGUCAGGUUGUGAUUAUUUAGAUUCGCUUCCGGGUAUUGGAUUAAUGAAGGCGUGUAAAUUUAUACUUAUGACGGAACAAGAAGAUAUGUGGAAAGCACUGCGAAAAAUACCGGCUUAUUUGAAAAUGAAAAAUUUACAGGUGGAUGACGAAUACAUUGAACAGUUCCAUAAAGCGGAAGCCACAUUUAAGCAUAUGUUUAUCUAUAAUCCGUUUGAAAGGCGUAUGGAACGGUUAAAUGAAAUCACUGAACCCAGCACAGAGGAACGCUACUGCUCCAACGCAGGUAUAAUAAUUGACGACCAAGAACGCGCUUUGCAGCUUGCGUUAGGAAACUUAAACCCAUUUACAUUUAAACAGCUAGACAACUGGCAUCCGGAUAGGAAUUACGGAUUUGCACAGGCAACGAAAAAUAAAAUCAAACGCGCCAAACAUAAAAGCAUUUGGCAAGAAAAAUAUCAAGCACUUUCCAACGGUCAUAUUUCGAAGGAUGUGGUGAAGGACGACAAAUGUGCCUUGGAUUUUAGAAAAGUAGAUUUUUCAACUAAAUUUAUUAACGAAGAAAUCACCGAAAAUGCACGUGCGGAGCGCGCCAAACCUGAAGAAGCCGAAAUAUUUUCUAUGUAUCAAUAUAAGGCUACCGAGCUAGAAGAGCCAAGUGCCAAGCGGCGACGAUAUAGUAGCGAAAGCAAUAACGAUGAUGCUGAUGAACACAAAAAAUCAGAAGCAACACAAAAUGUGGUUUUAACACACAAUAACCAUAACCCUUUUGCCAAAGUACAAUGUAUGGAAGUAGCGAAAAGUGCCAAAACCGUUUGUGAAAAUUCAUCUCUGUUGAAAAUACUCAGCCCUAAGAAAGCGCGUUGUGAAGCUAAUUUAAGGAAGAGUAUUCCCUUAAAUAGUCCUAAAAGUCCGUUAGAUAGAUUGCAGGAAACGGCUAUAGUUAAAAGUCGAUUUUUUUCAAACAAUGUCAACGAAGUCAGCAGAAUCAAGAAAAAUGUAAGCAGAGAUUUAACUGCUGAAAUAAAUUCAAUAGAAAAGCAAUCAUACCAAAAGGAGGAAAAACUAGCAUUGCUCUAUGACUCACCAUCGCCGAAGAAAACUUUACUUGGAGAAUUUAGCGCUGCCAUGAAAAAUGAAAAAAAAUUUAAAAUUAGCAAAAACGAACACAAAAGCUGCGUAAACGAUGAUGAAGUGUUAGAAGAAGAGGUCGCUAGUACGUGCGCUUUGAAAUUGAAUACUAGCUUUAUUGCAGGUGAUAUUGUAGAUAAUGAAAGUAAAAAUAGUAUAGAUAAUGCUAUAACGAUAUCCGAUGACGAAGAUAAUGAUAACAGCAAAUACGAAAAUUCUAGUCACACAGUAACACCAACAUCACAAAAGUCCAACAACUCGACAAUGUUUUUCAAAUCGCAAGAGAAGCUGCGUUUGGGCUUAACGCGUACGAAAUCCAAAGCGGCAUUGAAAUCACAAAAGACAAAUGGAAAAUCUAAAUCGAAUUCCACGAUUACCUCAACAACCGCUAUGUUGCAGAGUCAAACGCGUUUAACUAUGUUUGGCUUCCAAAAACGACCCACUUUGAAGUAGUGUUGUAAGCAUUAAUGUUUUGUAUAUGUGUAGUUUUGAUAUGUACGUUUAUAUAGGUUAAUGUUACAUAGUAUUUUCUACUAUUUAUUAUGUGUAUUAUCUGUUAUAUAUACCUCUAAGUAUUUGAGUGGAGUUAGCAUAAUUUAAUACACGUUUCAUUAUAGUCUAAAAAAUUAUGGUUGUGGUUGAUUAUCAAUCAAAUAAAGGCUAAGAAAUUAACACUGAUA
Molecule: messenger RNA, 2538 nt
Organism: Bactrocera tryoni
Lineage: Eukaryota; Metazoa; Arthropoda; Insecta; Diptera; Tephritidae
Gene: tos
Product: exonuclease 1
Exons: 2
Coding region: 65-2311 (748 amino acids)
Biological process (GO): mismatch repair; DNA recombination
Cellular component (GO): nucleus
Molecular function (GO): 5'-3' DNA exonuclease activity; metal ion binding; 5'-flap endonuclease activity
Source: RefSeq, a predicted model, not a curated record